GGGAGCCAUAGUGACGUAUUUCCGGUAUCAUGUCAGCCUUCUGCUGAAACCUCAUGGCUAAAGCUGCCGUAUUUAAAUCUAUGUUUGUUCUCGUUACAGUUUAAAUGAUAUCGUUUUAAUAAGACAACAUUAAGAGAGAUGGCAGGAGUUGUACCAGAGAAAAGUCGUGCCUUGAAGUUUGCAGAGAAGCAACUCCUGCGUCAUGGCUGGGAACAGGGCAAAGGACUGGGGCGAGCUGAGGACGGCAUAUCAGAGGCUAUCAAGGUCAAAAUAAAAUGUGGCAAAGGAGGGGUUGGUCAUAAGGAAGGGGACGAGUUCACCUUCCACUGGUGGGAUCAUGUCUUCAAUAAAGCCUCUGCCAGCCUGCAGGUGGAGUCUGAUCAGAACGGUACCAAGUUGAAGAAGAUCGUGGAGGAAGAUGAAGACUUGGGGAUGAUCUCCAAUAAGAAGCCACGAAAAGCCACGCUAGCAAGAGACAAACUUUAUGGAUGCUUUGUCAAGUCGUCCACGCUGCUGUCGGGUCAGGAGCAGCCGGAGCUGAAGCCGAAGCCUUCCAGCUCCGACGACAGCAGCAGCUCAGAGGAGGACGACCAGAAGUUGAAUCUCUCCAGCACCACAAAGCUUUCUGAUGCUGAUCUAAUGAAAGCUUGUGGAGGACGCACAGCACACAAAGGAGCACGACAUGGCUUUACAAUGAGCGCCAAGUUGGCCAGACUAGAGCAGCAGGAGGCCGUGUUCAUGGCUAAGUGGGGCAAGAAGACCCAACCAGUCAGUGCUCCACCUGUUUGUGUUACACCGACUGCACCGACCUCCAAGUCAGCUGAGAAGCAGGAGGAGGCAGUAGAGGACUCUCACAGAAAAAAGAAGGGAUCCACUGAGAAUGUUCAAGAGCCAAAUGAUGCAUCUGAAAGUACUGAAACGGAUGUUAAACACAAAGAGAAAAAGAAGAAAAAGAGAGCCACUGAGGAAAGAAGGGAUACAGUUUCAACUGAAGUGGAUGUGAUCUGCGCAGGAACCGGUGAAGCAGAACUUUCUCAAACAACAAAGAGGAAACAUAAAACAAAGAGAAAGGAUGCAGAGCAAAAUGAUGAAACGCCUUCACCUGCAGCAGAGAGCGAGCGUCCAGAGGAGGCUGCUGAGCUGCACGCUGACCGAGAGGUGAGGAAGAAGAAGAAAAAGCAGAAGUCUUCCAAACAGCACAGAGAAGCUGCUGAGGAAGAGGAGGGUCACGAUACAGAGCAGGACUGCGCUCCUAAAACCACAAAAAAUCAAAAGGCUGCCGAUUUAUUUGAGGAAGCUGAAGUAAAAGAGGAAGAAGCGAGAGUGAAGCAGAAAAGAAAAAAGUGCAAAAAGGACAAGUCAACAAUAGAUGGCGAUACAAACGAGGAGGAACUUCCCCCAAAGAAGAAGAAAAAGAAGAAAUCAAAAGAGUAGUACAUUGAUGAUUAUCUGUCUGGCUUACCUUUUGAAUGGGAAGUUAUCUGCCAAACUUCCGGAUCCGAUCGGAGAAUGUCUUUCUAAUUCAGACUUGAAACCAGAUAAUGACUUCCAUCAGUAUUGUAUGCAAAUAGGGUUCUCCAUCAAUAUUGUCUGAUGAAUUUAUGAUGUUCCAGAAAUAACGGAGCAUAAGGUAUAUGGAGUGGUGUGCUGAGGAUGCAGACUUUGUAAGACUGUUGAUUUGUAUACAACAUGAAAUGUGUUCAUUUGAAUCAGUCUUUUAAUUUGAUGCUACAGGUCAUUCAUUUGGAGAGUCAGUGCUCUACUCAGACGCAGUGUUCAAGCCCAGCGUUUCCAAACGUAGACGAGAUAAAAAGCAGGCGUGGAUGUGUGUAAGAUGGGACAUGCAACUAAUUAGAGCUCGGAAAGCUAAUAGUAAGCUGCCUGUGGACCACUAUGUCAAAUAUGCAUUUGGUUGAAAAUGUAUAUGAAAUGUAAGGAAUUCAGUGUAACUUAAUGCAACAUGAAUUUACUCUUAAUGGUGUUUGAGAAGUGUCAUUAUUUUAUCGACAAAACAUCGAAGUACACAGAUGAAGCUCUUUGUAUUCCAUGAAAUUCUGAACUUUGUAUGCAAAUUAAAUGACACAAUGCUUCAAACUGAACAA
Messenger RNA from Gymnodraco acuticeps, 2102 nucleotides. RefSeq names its product G patch domain containing 4 (gene gpatch4). Lineage: Eukaryota; Metazoa; Chordata; Actinopteri; Perciformes; Bathydraconidae. Gene Ontology annotation, cellular component: nucleolus. The transcript is spliced from 8 exons. The record is from RefSeq and is a predicted model, not a curated record. The coding region runs from base 139 to 1434 and encodes 431 amino acids. Gene Ontology annotation, molecular function: nucleic acid binding. Gene Ontology annotation, biological process: regulation of ribosome biogenesis.